Molecule: messenger RNA, 4443 nt
Organism: Schistosoma guineensis
Lineage: Eukaryota; Metazoa; Platyhelminthes; Trematoda; Strigeidida; Schistosomatidae
Source: the annotation of a GenBank genome assembly
AGAUGAACGAUGUUUCAAAAUACCAGUCGACCUUGAGGUGGCGUUUAGCUUUAUGGUUUGAGUAUAUUUCAACCAACACUGCUGAAAGGUAUUUCAUUCUCUUUUCAAUUGAAUCUUCAAGGAAUUCCUGAAAAAUGACUUCAGCAUUGUUAAAGUCGACUACUCCUAUUAACAAGAAAUUGAAAUGCUUGUUUUCAAUUAGUGCUUAGAACCUUUUUUCAGAGUACGCCUGAAUUACUCUUGAAAAAUCUCAACAACAUUAUGCUUGGAAAAAUCAUUACUCAUGUCCCCAACUUUUUGAAGCGACAGCUGAUUUACCCUCACCAUUCCUUACUAAAUUUGGUGAUAGGAAAAGCAGACUUCAGUGGUUUUGAAUAUAAAGGAUCUGACCAUUUUCUUUCAUAUUCCUCAACCGAAAAGUUGGAUUCUGCUGUCAGAACCUCAGAUCAGCACUCCAGAAAUGGUAUUGCCCAUCUAAGUACUAUUGAAGAUUUAAAAAGCUUUGUGUCACAUGUAAGCUUAUAUAUAUAUAAUGUUACGGUGUUUGUAUGUUAUUACGGAGGUCGUGAAAAUGUACUUUAUGUAUAUCAUACUGGUUCUUCUUUUCGGCUUUGAGCUACGCUGUUUGUGUAAGAGCUAGUGAUGCCACUCAUUUACCCAAAUCGGGUAAGUUGAGUAGUGCUAGAAUCUGGGAUGCAGUGGUUGAAAGCGGAGCGCAUCAACCAAUUAACUACUUCCACAGGUAUUUAUUUCAUUUCACAAUAAUGUGACUAUCCUGGUUUAUAUCUAGUCACAUAGGGGAUAAUUGGGAUCACAGGAUUUGGGUAGUAUCAUAGCCCUCGCGCACACCAUGGUAACUACUGGUGAGGAUUACGAACUUCACUACCAACAUUCCAAUCAUCACUAAUCAUAUUACAUUUAUGGCUAUUUUAUUGCGUAUAAGUUUAAUCGGUAUCAUUUUAAGUUUCUACACCAUUUUAUUUUCAUGUGAUUUAGGCUAUCCCGUACAAUAAUUUUAAAAUUAAGCUUACUCAACAGCUUAUUUCUGUCGAAUAAUUAAAAAGUUGUUUUCUGUCACCAAUCACAAAAUCAGUUAUUUGUAACUUUCUCACACUCGACAUGAUUGAGCUCCACUAUUCCUGGAGUUUUAGGGAGAACUCCAGUUCAGUUUCCUAUGGUGGAGUCGUGGAUGCACACCUUUGAGCAGUCCCAUACCAGGUCGAAACAGUUGUCCAGUGCUUUUUGGCUUUCGAUAGUAGUUUGGCUAAAAUCAGUCCGUAACUUAAACCAUGAAAAUUCUACUAUAUCCUUAAGUCUUCAACAAAUUCUUUGUUGCCAAACUUGAAAGUCUCAUCUCUAAUGGAUUAAUAACUGACGAAACCUGGAUACAAGUACAAAAUUCUCAUUUGCUAGUUCAUGACACUUGUGGUUCAGAUGAAAUAUUCACCUGACUAUACAAAAUGUUUGUAUUUUCUACAUCAAACCUCUGUCGAUUUACAACUGCAAAAAUACAUUCUUGCGUUAUGAGUACUGGACACAAAGGAGUCUUUGAAGCCUUGUUUACCUCUGAGUUCGUCAAAAAACCCAUUUUGGUAAUGAAUAUCCAGUACUUAUAAUAUUUUUAACCUCCACUGAUUUAGAUAAUCGUGAGAUGUGUUACGCAAACCCAAUUGCGGUGUACCUUAGUAUAAUUUAUUGACUAGAAAAUGACUAAGGAAUAAACUAGGACAUAGUAUCAAUGUGAAAAGUCAUCCACCAUUGAUUUGAGAUGUGUAGGGGAAUGCAGGCUAUCUGGUUAACAUUUGUAAAUCAAUUUUUAGGAAAGUUUAGUGACACAACCCCAAGUCGAUGUUAGUGGUGCUUAUGUGUAUCCAUUUUCAUACUUUUCGUUCUGUGCUUUGUUUUUUCUUCUUACACUUUUAGGCCCUCAUUUUCAUUAGUUACUUUCCUUUUUAAUGUUAUAGACCAUGACGAAUCAAAUAGGUGCAAAUUUAUAAUUGAUCGUACCUAGGUAUUAGAUGUUCGUAAUGCAUAAUUUUUUUCUAUCGUAAUAUAUACGGAUUAUUCGGCUUUUCGUUAUUAAAAAAAUUGCUGUCAUUUUCUAGUGCAUCUCAAGGUAGUCAACAAUCUCCAUCUUUUCCCACUGAUAGAUUAUCUAUUGUAUAAUUAAAUGUUAAAGUUUACCUUUUUCAAAAAAAAUCAUUUACCUUACGUAGCCUAGUACAACAGUUAAUGAUAUUUUGGACAUUGAUAUACGGUUGCUACCUUCGGAAGCAUGUGCGAUGUGUUUAGAAGCUUUACUAAGAAUGCAAAAUCAGUCUUAUGACUUACUAAUUCGUAAUGCUCAAAAUGAUUUAAGAAAUUCUAUUGCAUCUGGUGUUGACUGGCCAUCACAUUAUAUAAAAUUGGAGCAUAUAACAAAAUGGCAUAAAUUUGAUGUAGGAAGUAAUCUAUUCUAUAAUAAUAAUAAUGACUACUCUUGGAUGAAAUCGGAAAAAUUCGAUCUUUUAGUAUUAACAACAGCAGCUUGUGCCAAUGGUUUAUCUAUUGAAUCUUUACUAAGGCUAGCUGGAUAUUUUGGAAAUUUUUGGGAACGAUAUGAACCAAAAGUUUAUGCAUCAGUACUACGUCAUAUUAAUAAUCAGAUCAACAAUUUAUCAUGCGUUCAUUUAGCUCAAUUGGCACAUGUAUUAUCUAAAUUGAAGUAUAGUCAAACUUUUGGAUUCCCUCAGGAAUUACGUACUGAGAUUCAUUUAUUGGGAUCAGCAAUCGCUAUUCGUUUAUUGUCUGGAAAAGAGAUAUUAUGUUCAGUAGAUCCUACAGUUGCAAUUCGCUUGUUAUACGAUAUACGUUGGGCACUUUCGUACAAUCAAAGAGUGAUUCUGUUUGAUAGUAUUUAUUAUAAUCUUACACUGAAUAAUGUACAAUGGAAUUUGUAUACAGUUGCUUUCCUACUACUUCAUUCAUGUAAACUAAUGAUCUAUAAACCUUCAGUGAUAAAAAGUUGUCUAGCUAAAAUAUCACGUAAAUUACGAAUAUCAGAUUAUCAUCCCAGUAUAAAUCAAUCCCAGUGGAUUAACGCUAUCCUUGCUGCUUUAGCUAAUUAUACAGUUAAUUUUAAUGGUGCAAGUGGAAAUUGUGAAGAAGAAUUACAAUAUUUCAUUAAACCACCUUGUCGUAAUCACAAAAACAAUACAGUGUCAAUAUCUAAAAGUAUAUUUAUUCCGUACGAAGUAUUUACUGCUGAUUGGGUCCAAAGAUUGUUCAGUAAUAUAUGUCAGCACGUUACAAGUCAACAAAUAGUAGAUUAUAAUUCCUUGAAGUGUUUAGCACAGAUUACUUAUUCUUUGUCUUUAUUUGGUCACAAGGCUGAUUCCCUUAUUGAAUAUUUUAAUGAUGCAAUGGAAAAACUUAACAAUGAUGUUUCCCCUAACAUGUCGACAUCAUUAGCAACUGAAUUUUCUCAGCUACAAUUAUAUAUGAAUAUGGCUAAAUGUUUACUUACCCCACUUUCUAAAAAUAGUAAUGAAACUGAAAAGCUGUCGGUUUCUUCACUACCUAGUGAUUAUUGGAGAUUUUAUUAUCAUUGUGGUCUUGGACUUUUACAAAGCAAUGAAAUAAACGAUCCAGGGAUUUCCAAAAAAAUGAUAAAUAAAAGAAAAACCGUGAAUCGUUUAUACCAUGUGUUCCUUAAAAAUAGUGACCUGUUCAAAGAAUUAGACAUGGAUACAUUUCAGUGUAUACUGUAUCCUAAUAGUGAUAAUAGUAACGUAUACUUUGCAGAUAUUCUGUUUAAACAAGUAUGCGAACAACACGAAGGUAAAUAUAAUUACGUUAUUUGUAUUGUACAUGAAAAUCGUGAUGAGGUCGCCAAAGGUCCGUUACUUUCACUGUUAAACUUUUAUCGUGAAACACAAUGUUUGCCUGUUCUUACGUUUAAUAUUUGUACUUGGAAUAAUUUGCCUUAUACUGAAGCCAAACUAAUUAUGGUACAAAAUUUUCUACGUGAAGUAUCAAACAAAUUAAAUGAAAUGAAUAAUUUACAUCUACCGGAAAUUUAUACAACGAAUCUUGUUCUUCAUCCAACAUGAAUUAUUAGGCUUUAAAUAGUUUGUUAAUACAGGUUUUAUGUGUACACUUUCUAGACAAAUGUGUGUAUAAACAAUUCAUAGUUUUGUAUGACUAAUAUACUUUAAGAAAGUGCUUUUUUUCUUUUGAUUUGCAAUGGAUCUGUUACAUUCUGAAUGUUUUCGUAUUGGGCAAGAAAAAAAACAGUAACUUCAGCAAUGUCUUUGUAUUUUAUAGUUAAUGAUGAGUAGAUUUUAACAACCUUACUUCUUCUGAAUGUUGUCUCAGUUUUUGAUAUGGAAUGUUCUCAUCUUAUUUUCCAUGUUGGAUUAUUUGUAACGAUAUACGGUAUUACAAAAUACAUAUUUCCUUGAU